This is a messenger RNA of Homalodisca vitripennis (glassy-winged sharpshooter), 1281 nucleotides long. RefSeq names its product protein FAM50 homolog. NCBI's taxonomy places the organism in Eukaryota, Metazoa, Arthropoda, Insecta, Hemiptera, Cicadellidae. Bases 238 to 1257 code for a protein of 339 amino acids. The record is from RefSeq and is a predicted model, not a curated record. Gene Ontology annotation, cellular component: nucleus. Gene Ontology annotation, biological process: chromatin organization. The transcript is spliced from 7 exons.
UCCACUCGCGCGGUGUCAAGUCGAUAGCAGGGGGUAAAAAGGAUUGGACUGGACUGGAUAGGUAAGGUGGAUUAAAAAGUGGAAAUUAGGAUUGGACUAUUGACAGAAGACAGACAGAUCAGUAGAGGUAGGUACUGGAAUGAGAUUUCAAACAACCUGAGACGUGAGAUUGGGUGCAAUUUUAAAAUUAUAAUUUAAUUAGUACCAUAAAUUAUUACAAAGUAAAAAAGGCAAACAAUGGCACAUUAUAAAGGAGCUGCCAGCGAGGCUGGAAGAGCCAUGCACUUAAUGAAGAAGCGAGAAAAAGCUCAAAAAGAAAUAGAAUUCAAGAAAAAGAAAAUAGAAGAAGAUUUAAAAAUAUCAAAUAUUGAAAACAAAUUUGCUGCUCAUUAUGAUGCUGUUGAACAACAGCUCAAGAGUUCCACUAUUGGUUUAGUAACAUUAGAUGAAAUGAAAGCUAAGCAAGAAAAUAUAGUGAAAGAACGUGAAAGGAAAUUAGCGCAGAAGCAACUAGAGAAAGAAAGAGAACAGCAAAGACAACUUGAAGCCAAACAAGCCGAAAAAAAUAGACAGAAAAAACAGAUCCAAGCUCUAUCCUUUGAUGUGGAUGGAAGCGAGGAGGAAGAGGAGGAUGAUGAAGAGGAUAAGGAUUCUGACAAAGAGGAAUUUCCAGUGUUGAAGAAAAUUAGGAAAAAUCCUGAUGUAGAUACAAGUUUUCUACCCGAUAGAGAAAGGGAGGAAGAAGAGAAUCGGCUCAGAGAAGAACUGAGACAAGAAUGGGCAGCCAAACAGUCGACAUUGAAGGAAGAAGAGAUUGACAUCACAUUCAGCUACUGGGAUGGUUCAGGACAUAGAAAAACUGUCAGAAUGAAGAAAGGUAACUCAGUGUAUCAGUUUCUACAGAGAUGUCUGGAGCUACUGCGAAAAGAGUUUAGUGAACUGAAGACGGUCACUGCUGAUCAACUCAUGUACGUCAAGGAGGACUUGAUUCUUCCUCAUCAUUACACCUUUUAUGACUUUAUUGUAACAAAGGCUCGAGGAAAGAGUGGGCCCCUAUUUACAUUUGAUGUUCAUGAUGACAUCAGAAUGGUGAGUGAUGCCAGUGUGGAGAAAGAAGAAUCACAUGCAGGCAAAGUGUUACUGCGCAGUUGGUAUGAACGGAAUAAACAUAUUUUUCCUGCCAGCCGCUGGGAACCUUACGACCCUACCAAGACUUAUGAGAAGUACACAAUCAAAGAUAAAGCUGCUAAAAAAUAAUAAAUGAUUAUUAAUUACUGCUGA